Molecule: messenger RNA, 1095 nt
Organism: Camelina sativa (false flax)
Lineage: Eukaryota; Viridiplantae; Streptophyta; Magnoliopsida; Brassicales; Brassicaceae
Source: RefSeq, a predicted model, not a curated record
AUGACGACGGUUCGUAUCGUUCUUGAGAUUGCAUCCGCAAAGAAUUGGGAACUGUUCCAAAUGGACGUUCACAACGCCUUCUUACACAGUGAUUUAGAGGAGGAAGUCUACAUGAAAUUGCCACCGGGUUUCUCGACUGUUGAUGAUAAACGUGUUUGUCGCUUAAAGAAAUCAAUUUACGGUCUUCGUCAAGCACCGCAUUGUUGGUUUGCAAAGCUGUCCAAAGCUCUUCUUGAGUUUGGUUUCACACAAAACCAUAAAGAUUACUCUCUGUUCACUUUAGUUCGUGGAGGUAAAACGCUCUUUGUCUUGGUCUAUGUUGAUGAUUUGAUAGUUGGUGGUGAUAAUUCUGUUUUGAUUUCAAGCUUCAAAGCUUAUUUGAAUCGAUGCUUUCAUAUGAAAGACUUGGGCGUGUUGAGAUAUUUUUUGGGUAUUGAAGUUACUCGAGGAAAAGACGGUAUUUAUUUGUCUCAAAAGAAGUAUGCAUUGGACAUUGUGACGGAGUGUGGUCUUCUCGGAUCAAAGCCAGCUGGUACACCAAUGGAGCAAAACCACACAUUGGCUCAUGGAGAUGGUCCGUUUUUUACUGAACCGACACGUUACCGCUGGCUGGUAGGCCGACUUGUGUAUUUGGCUGUUACAAAACCAGAGAUCAGCUACGCUGUUCAUAUUUUGGCGCAGUUUUUGCAGCAGCCUCGUCAAAAGCAUUGGGAUGCGGCUCUCCGUUUAGUCAGAUAUUUAAAGGGUUCUCCUGGUCGAGGAAUUCUUCUGAGUGCUGCUAGUGAUCUACAGAUUACUGCUUACUGUGAUUCUGAUUAUAAUGCUUGUCCUAUUACUCGUAGAUCAAUAACUGGUUAUCUUGUUAUGUUGGGCGAUUCCAUUGUUGCUUGGAAGACGAAGAAACAGAAAACGGUUUCUCGAUCGUCCGCGGAAGCUGAAUAUCGCUCAAUGGCGAUGACUUUGAGUGAGCUAAAAUGGACAAAGGAGCUCUUGGCAGCUUUUCAUAUUCGACAAAAGGAAUCGAUGUAUCUCUUUUGCGAUAGUAAGGCAACAAUUCAUAUCGCCGCAAAUCCAGUGUUUCACGAGCGAACUUAA